AUGACCUCAAUGCCACCUUCAAAGCCAAAUCAUCUCGAGCCCUCACAGCUAGGCACAAAAGAAUACUGGGACAACCUCUAUAUCACCGAACUCUCAAAUCAUGCCCUAGAUCCUACUGAUGAAGGCACCAUUUGGUUCGACGACUCUGCCGCCGAAGACAAAGUCCUUUCAUUUCUACAGAAGAAGAUUGCAGAAGAGCAAAUACUAGGUGCCGAGAUCUCCAAAUCGCAUUGCAGUUUCCUGGAUCUGGGGACCGGAAAUGGACAUUUCUUAUUCGCCCUGAGGGAUGGCGAUGGGAACGAGGAGGACGGUGAAGAAGGAGAAGGAAGUGGGUGGACAGGCAGGAUGUUAGGCGUGGAUUACUCUGAACGCAGCGUUGAGUUCGCGAAACGUAUUGCUGGUGAUAAAGGGUUCGGAGACGGUAGCGAGAAGGAAGUUGAGUUUCAAAAAUGGGACAUUAUGACCGAAGACCCCUCAAACAUUGUCCUCUCAGGCGCGAACGAGAAAGGAUGGGAUGUUGUACUGGAUAAGGGAACAUUUGACGCGAUCAGUCUUUCAGAGGAAAAGGAUGCGCAGGGUAGGAGGAUUUGUGAGGGAUAUAAGGAGAGGGUUGUUCCGCUUGUGAGAGAGGGUGGGAUCUUGCUGGUCACGAGCUGUAAUUGGACCGAGGAGGAGCUGGAGAAGUGGUUUGCCGGUGGUGACUUGAGUGUGCAGGGUAGGAUUGAGUACAGGAGUUUUAGUUUUGGAGGAAAGAAGGGCCAGACCAUAAGUAGUGUUUGUUUCAGAAAACUUCGUUCACCUUGA
Cadophora gregata is the source of this 804-nucleotide messenger RNA. RefSeq lists its product as uncharacterized. The coding region runs from base 1 to 804 and encodes 267 amino acids. The transcript has 2 exons. The record is from RefSeq and is a predicted model, not a curated record. Gene Ontology annotation, biological process: peptidyl-lysine monomethylation; peptidyl-lysine dimethylation. Gene Ontology annotation, molecular function: protein-lysine N-methyltransferase activity. Lineage: Eukaryota; Fungi; Ascomycota; Leotiomycetes; Helotiales; Ploettnerulaceae. Gene Ontology annotation, cellular component: cytoplasm.